This is a messenger RNA of Argiope bruennichi, 4633 nucleotides long. It is a transcript of the gene FIG4, whose product is annotated as polyphosphoinositide phosphatase-like. NCBI's taxonomy places the organism in Eukaryota, Metazoa, Arthropoda, Arachnida, Araneae, Araneidae. The transcript is spliced from 22 exons. Gene Ontology annotation, biological process: phosphatidylinositol dephosphorylation. The coding region runs from base 208 to 3138 and encodes 976 amino acids. Gene Ontology annotation, molecular function: phosphatidylinositol-3,5-bisphosphate 5-phosphatase activity. Gene Ontology annotation, cellular component: intracellular membrane-bounded organelle. The record is from RefSeq and is a predicted model, not a curated record.
AUUUCUGCUUUACUUGAGAACUUCAAAGUUUCGGAAUACGCCGAGUAAUGUUUAGAUUUCAGCACAUUUUAUUAUCAAAAAUUUUUAGAAAGUGUUUUUCAAAAUGCUUAAAAACUCGAAUGAGUUUUAUUUAGAAUAUUUCGAUUUAAUUUUAUACAUAUGAAACUUCUCAAUCUUUGUUCCUGAAUAUUUCAUGAAUAUCCGAAAAUGACUACCAAAUCAGCAGUUGCUUUUCCUAUCGUCAGUUUAGUUCAAAAAAUUAUUCUCUACAAAACUAAAACAAGAUUCUACCUAGUAGGAUGUAACAAUACUGAAAGCAAAUUCCGUGUCCUGAAGAUUGAUCGGACAGAAACUAAAGAGCUAAAUGUUGUGGAUGAUAAGGUUGAGUACAGCAAACGAGAGAUCAGGGACUUGUUGAAUAUGAUUAAGUGUGGUAAUAGAUCUAAGCAAGGACAAAAGUUUGUAACUGAUUUAAAAGGGACUAUAUCAUCCUUUGGAAUUGUAGGUUUUGUUAAAUUUUUAGAAGGUUAUUAUCUCAUAUUAAUUACUAAGCGAAAAAGAGUUGCUUAUAUUGGUCACCAUACAAUAUAUAAAAUUCAGGAUACAUGUAUGGUUUACAUUCCAAAUGAUGGCGAAAAAAAUAUGCAUCCUCAUGAAGCAAAAUAUGUCAAGUUAUUUCAAAGUAUGGAUUUGUCUAGUGAUUUCUAUUUCAGCUAUAGUUAUGACUUAACUCACACUCUGCAAUAUAAUAUGGCUGUGUUAAGAGAACUCUCUUCCUUCAAUGUCUCUCAGGAUGUUGACCAAUCCAAAAGUACACCAUUUUGGGAUCCACAAUUGAAAACUAUUGAAGGAGCACCUGAGGAAAUAGCCGACAAUUUCCUUGAAAGCUUAAGAAAUUCUGUUGAUAAAGACAGUCCAAUCAAAGCAAGGGGCAGCACUGGGUCAUCUCAAUUUGAUAAUUCAUCAGAUGGUGAUGCUGUAUGGUCAGAACUAAGAUCUAAUGAAGACUUAGUUGCUUUACCUAAAGAAACUGGACAGACUAACUAUGGUGUGAAAGUAAAACCACAUUUAAGAUUUGUAUGGAAUUCUCACUUAUUGGAUAUGGUUGAUUUACACCCAGACUGGCUUCUGUAUAUAACUCAUGGUUUUGUUGGUCAAUCUAAUUUAAGUAUUUAUGGACAUUCCAUCUAUUUAACGCUUAUUGCUCGGCGCUCACAAUUUUUUGCUGGAACAAGAUUUUUAAAGAGAGGAACUAAUGAUAAAGGUGAUGUUGCAAAUGAAGUGGAAACUGAACAAAUAGUAUUUGAUUCUUCUGUCUCUCUUCUGAAUGUUGGCAACUUCACAUCUUUUGUCCAAAUGAGGGGUUCUAUUCCCUCUCAAUGGUCUCAAGAUAUUUCCAAGAUGGUUCCUAAACCUCCAAUUACUUUGGAUAUUGCUGAUCCAUUCUGUUAUGUGGCUGGUCAACAUUUCAAUGGACUUCUUCGACGCUAUGGUUCCCCCAUUAUAGUCUUAAAUUUGGUGAAGAAACGAGAACAAAAACGCCAUGAAAGCAUUUUGAGUGAAGAAUUUUCUGGGGCCAUUGGUUACCUUAAUCAAUUUCUACCUCCACAGCAUCAAAUUAUCAACAUUGGUUUUGACAUGGCUCACACAAAUAAAAUGAAAGAAGCAAAUGUCAUGCCUCGUCUUGCUCAGAUAGCUUAUUGUGUUCUAAAUAAAACAGGAUUUUUUCAUACCAGAAAAGAAUUUUAUUGCCAAACUAUCAAUCCACAUAUUAACAAAAAACUGUCUCUUGGUGGUCAUCUGAGACCUGAUGGCUCCCGGCUUCAAACGGGUAUUGUGAGAGUAAAUUGUGUGGAUUGCUUGGAUCGAACAAACACAGCUCAGUUUGCUCUUGGAAAGGCAGCUUUAGCUUUUCAGUUGUAUGUUCUUGGAGUGCUAGAAAACCCGAAAUUAGAGUUUGAUACAGAUUGUGUGCGAAUGUUAGAAGAACUUUAUGAAGAUCAUGGAGAUACAUUAGCACUGCAGUAUGGAGGUUCUCAGCUUGUGCAUAGAGUUAAAACAUACAGGAAAAUAGCUCCAUUGUCAUCUCAUUCGCGAGAUAUUUUACAAACCUUAUCAAGAUAUUAUAGCAACACUUUUUCUGAUGCUGACAAGCAAAAUGCUAUCAAUUUGUUUUUGGGAGUUUACAAACCUAGUAAAACAACAACACCACUUUGGGAAUUGAUGACAGACUUCUAUUUGCACAAUUCUUUAGCUGCAGGCCAAAGAUUAUGUCAUAGAAAUUUAUACACAUGUUGGUGGGAUAUAAAUGUCAUGAAUUCUCUUCCUGUUGCUGUGAUAGAAGAUAGAAAAGAAUUGGAAUCAUCUCUGGCAGAAAUUGUGAAGACUCAUCUUAUGGAUCCCAGAACAGAUGGUUUCUUUGAUCACUAUCGACCAUUUGAAAUGACCUCACUUGCUGAUCUAUUAUCAUUUUACAUGAACCAUUCAAUGAGAGAUGUCAUGCCUAGUUUCACCUCAGACUACAGUCCUUUUUCCGUGCGGGUUAGACCUGGUCGGAAAAGGGAAAGUAUUGGGGAAAAGCCUCCGAAUCCUUCUGUGACUGGCAUUUCUUCAACUGCCUCUGCGUCAAGUGGCACUAGUGAGACUGACAGUGGUGAAUCUAGCAGUGAAGAUAAUUUUGUCUUUCUUGACAGUGAAGAAUCCAGCUACUCGUUAUCUUCAUCACGUGGAGUGACUUUUGAGAAUAUAUUUACAACUACAAGGCAAGUGUAUGGAAUGGAGCUUAAAAAUCCAUCUGACAAAGAUAUGAAGCAGUAUAAAAAAUUUGUCAAUAUUGGUAAAUAUGCAGGAAUGACUGAACCAAUCUCUUCCGAUUCAAGAUCAUUAAGUAUAUCUUUUAAAUUGAAUCAAAAAAGCAAUUUCACUAAUGAUUCCACCAGAUGUACAACUCUCCCUACAGUGAGUAAAAAUUCCAUUGAUAUCUACUGCGCCUAUGUGACUAGAGGUGCAGAUGGUGCUUCAUCUCCUCCAGCAGAAUCAAUUGAGCUUUACAAGGAAUUUGUUAGAAAACAGCGCCAGCGGGAUCUGUCUGAUUCUGGAGACUCAAGGGGGGAUCUCCUACAUGAUGAGGAAACAUAACUUCUGUACCAUGUUAAUCUGACACCAUCUUACCCCUGAUUCAAAUCUGGACUUAUCAACGUACUGGCAUGCAGUCAUGUCAGAAAGAGGCUUUUGGUCUAACAUUUAAUUUUUCAGGUCAGUUUGUGAUCUUAUAUUUUAUGCUAUAAAAGUAAAGUCACUACAACAAAUUCUCUCUCAAAAAAUAUUUAUAGUUUAUGAAUCCAUUUCUUUCGAACAAUUACUUUUAACAGUGCCAAAAAUUGCUUUUUGUUCAAUCAGUAUUCUGUUUCUCAAAGUUUAUAUAAAAUAUUAUUGUUGAACAUUAAAUGUGGACAGUACAUUUUUCAAUGUUUAUCAACAUUUUGACAGUUUUUUAAGCUGCUUGAUUGUGUUAUCAGUUUAAUUCCAAAUUCUUUUAAUCAAUAUAUAUUACAUAUGAAUUUUGAAACAUUUUACUAGUGAAGCAAAAAGUCUUAAGAAGAAUUAUUAAAAUUUAAUUUGUAUUUUACUGGAUCAAUUUUGUUCCUUAAAGUUCAAUAUAAUCGCCAAUAAAUUUUAUAUAGAAAAUUGAUUCAAGUGAAAUUAAAAUUUUUGUAUUAAUAUGUUUUGGAAAUGAAGAACUAAUAAUGGAAUAAUAAUGGUUCAUGGAAUAUAAGAAAUUUUGUUAAGCCAUCGAGUUAUUCAAUAAAUUUAUCAAAUGCCUUUUUCUCACAAAAAGAUUUUGAGAGAAAUUUUCUGACCUAAGAAUUUCUUAGAUCUUUUUGUAUAGUAAGAAUAAAUAGCAUUUAAAUUAGGACUAUUCGAGAAUAACAUUAUCUCUGUUAUAUCAUAUUAAUUUUUAAAUGAUAUUUUUUCUUCUUAAUGAGAUACAAUUAAAUUAUUUUCAUUACUUUUCUCAUUAGCAAAUCAUUGAAGUUAAGUCCUAAUUUGAAUUGUGGUGUAAGAUGGAUUUUAUAUAUUCAAUAAAUUUUUAAUUAUUUACAAAAUCAAAUUCUGUGUAAUAUUUCUGAUUUGCAGCUACUAAAAAAAAUAUUUAAACUAAUGAGAAUUUCUUACAUUAUCAUUGUUUCUUAAUCAUAGUUCAUUCACAUUAUUUUUAUUCAAAAUAUAAAGGCUUAAUAUAUGUAAGGAAUUGACCCCACACAAAUUUUAAGUACAGAAAGUUUAUUAUGUGAAAGUUUCUUGAGAAAUGUACAUAUAAAAUUUUUAAGGUUCAACAGUUUUUUUGAUUCUUUAAAGAUUAUGAUGGAAAUUUAGAUUCCAUACUUCAGAUUUCCACUCCCCCCCCCCACCCGUACUAUGAUUGAAAGUGAGUUACAGAAAAUUUCAAAAUAUGUUAUAUAAAAGAAUUUGUCAUUAAAUUUUAUAAAAUGCACUUUGAAUUUUCUUCGCUUUCUUUUAAUUAUAAACUAAGGAUAACAGAUUUAAAAAACUUUACUAUUUUAUUUCCUUUUCCCUAAAAUUGCUAUAUUCUGUGCAAUAUUUUAAAUUUUGUGACUUUGUAAUAAAUCAU